ACCAACAAGCGAAGGCAGCAACAGAAGUAGAGAGCAAGAAGCGGCUACAGACAGGGUAAAAUAAAGGGGCAAGAACCGAGAAAGAACAACAAAGCUUUAGAGGGGCACUAGCAGACGUAGCUACAGACAUGGAUGUACAAACCGAAUGCAGUGAACCUCCUCUGUGUGAGCCCCAGCCACCGGGAAAGCUCAACAAAGCUGCGUUCAAGCUGUUCGGCAAGCGUAAGUCCGGCAGCAGCAUGCCGAGCAUCUUCUCAGUCAGGAACAAAGGAGAGGGGACCGGUAAAGCCGCUGGGAAGCCGCUGGAACUUGUUAGAAGCAAAACCCAUGAUGGCUUAAUUACGGACACUCCUUCGGAGCUUGACGGCCACAGGAAAGAGGAAUCUGCCAGCAGUGACCAGCUCCAUGCCGGAACACCAGAUGGUGCGUCCAUCGCCCCCCUCCGCAGCUCCAUCACCAAGUCUUUCAGCUUCUUCUCUCUACUGCGGCGUAGCAGCAGCCGUGCCGGAGAUGGGACUGCCACGGUAGGACGGCGUGGACGUGGGCUAAAGGGACUGUUCAGCAGCAUGCGUUGGCGCCGGAAGCCGCAGGCUCAAGAUUUCUCAGGUGAGGUGCAGGAGGUGGCCAAGGAGGUAAAGGAGGAAGAGCCAAUACUUUCGUGCUCCGAUGACACGAAAACAGAGAAGGACAUGACUCUCACUCUCGAGCCCCUACCGCAAGUGUUUGAGGAAAGUAGUGUCCCAGGGGAUUCCGGGAAAUGGCUGAGAACGUCUGUGGAGGAAUUACAGGGCACUAAUGAAGUGGACUGUGGCAAGUGUAGUCCUUCUCUUUCAGAACAACUUCCAGAGGAGUCUCCGGCUCCUUCUCCACUACGAGUCCAGGCAGGGGUGCUCCAGCAUGACAAACACAACGAUUCAACGCACCUGUCAUCUAUUCCAACCUGCGCUUUGACUCCUCCAAUGGAACACAGUACUGCUGACCCACCGUCAGAACAAUCUGUCGAUCGCUUAUGCUCCAUGUUCACUGAUGUCACUUCUCUGAAAAGUUUUGAUUCUUUAACGGGCUGUGGUGACAUCAUCGCUGAUGCAGAAGAGGAUUCUGGGAAUGGGGUAAGUGCCACAAGCAGUGGAACAGGUAGCAGCAGUGGGGGCUUUGUGGGUCAUAGGAUUAGUGGAGGUGGGACAAACUCUGAAAGGUGCUCCCCCGCCAAGCCUCCACUCCCUCCUCAGGUCAGUAGCAUCACACCCAUACAAGUUUCUUGCUACAUGCCAGCCCACCAAAGAGCACGUGCACCCCCUAAAAAGCCACAGGGCAGUGGGGUUGUUGCCUACAUGGGUGGAGGAGAAGAGAUGGCUAGUCCUGAGGGUGUCGACGACGCAGACAUGCAGGGGCUAUGGCACAUGUUGCCCAAGAAAGGUGAAGACUCCCCAGCCCCACGUCGUGCAGAGCCGGUACUGCAUCAUGCGCCAGGGCGGCUGGAGAAGAGGCAGCCACCAGUGAAGGCGCUUGGCCUCAGUAAGAUCCCUGUGAGUGGUUGUAUUAAGAUAGGAAAACCAUUGCCCACACGUCCUUCUCCUCCACCUGUCGAAAAAGAACUCCAGGAUGUGCCACCCAGUGAUGAAGGCUACUGGGACUCUUUAACACCUGGACCGGAAGAUGAGGAUAGCAGCUUCCUUCGUCAGGACGGCCUUAUGAGGGACAGCUGCUCUGGAGAUGCACUCUAUGACCUCUACGAUCCUGACAGCCCCAGUGCCGCCGGGUCUGAUGAUGAUGCAACCGACUCACCGACAAAAUCCACAGGGGAUCUAAAGAUGAACUUGGCCUCCCAGAAAUGCUCACCUUCCCCUACUUCCUCCUUCCGUUCCAUGAAAGGCAGCACAAGCCUACCUCGAGAUUCCAAGAUCCCCAUUAGCGUGAGACAACCUCCACCUUCCCACUCUUCAAGCCAAGGAGCGCUGUCUUCCACUUCAAACACCCCCUCGAAAAAGACUGAUGCCCCACCACGCACUCGAAUCCCCGUCUCUAAGGUUCCUGUCCGUCGCUCUGGCAACAAGAACACCACCAGCACACAAAGCAGGAAGUAAACCGCUCGGAGAGCCAUCAGAUGUUUCUGACAAACAAAUCUUUCACCUAGAGCUUUAGGCCAAAACAAAUGUUUUUGAUAUGAAACAAUCGACAUUCACUUUGAUUUCACACAGUUAGCGAGGACUACGUUUUUACUGACAAUGACUUUCUUUCAAACUAUUUUUUGAGAUGUGUCACGUGUUACACAAACUGUUAACUGACAACUUUGUAGAAUGCCCUAUGCUAUGUAACACAUGACAUUCUUAGUAAUCCAAGUUUGAUUUUUUUUACAUUGCUUACCUGCCUUUGAAAAAUGGGCUUAAUAUGGUAAGAAUGCUGAUCCUAAGAAUGUUUAACAUUUCUAAAAAGCUUACUUGGAGAAGUUCCUUACAAGGUUCCCUUCCAUUCAAAUAAGCAACUGUGGGAAUUUCUUGCUCAUUCGUCCCAUAAGCCCUUAGCACUGUGUAAAAUGCAGCUGCAAUCUUCAUCUCUCCAAGGUUUUACAACGUACAAGGAAUUUGGAGAACUGCGCAAGAUGAAGCCAAACCGAGCACUUCUGACACAUCUAAACAAAAGCUGCAUGGACUUGCACACUCAAACUGGAUCAGGGAACACAGCCUUUUGUUUAAGACACUUUUUUUGUAUCAUAAUCAUACAACGUGACUUCCUAUUGGUAUGAGGACGUUUCUUUUUACUGAACCUUCACAUUUCUUACUCUUUUUAUAUAGUAUAAGGACUUCCCUGUGACCUCACUGUGGAUAUGUGUGCACUGCUUGUUUUCUCUUUUGGUAAGUACAAUUUAUAGAAAAAAAUGGAUAAUGAGAAUCCCAGUUAUUUGUGCUACUCUAAAAACUGGACAUACAUGAGCUGGAUUGUGUUUUCGAAUGUAGCAUGACAUCACGCACAGGUCUGUUUUAUUGCCUGCUCACCGCUCUAUAAAUAAAGGAGAUCGGAAGAAGCCCACAUAUAUCAUGCGUUAACUGUCUUCCACUAUUUGGCUCAGAUUUGGACUGGACUUCCACAUAGAUACUGUUUUUGGGGAAGUGGGGUCUAACUUGUCAGUAACAUAUUUUCUACUCUGUUUUUAUAAAAAACGUAUCUAUUUUAUUUCUUAGUUGUCAUUUUCUCUUCAAGAAGUAAUAUGAAUUGCUCCCUUUCUUUGAAUUGUUCUUUAUUUAAUGAAUAAAAUCACACUCUCUGUGUCCAGCAAGUG
Messenger RNA from Triplophysa dalaica, 3277 nucleotides. RefSeq names its product APC membrane recruitment protein 2 (gene amer2). Gene Ontology annotation, cellular component: plasma membrane. Gene Ontology annotation, biological process: regulation of canonical Wnt signaling pathway. NCBI's taxonomy places the organism in Eukaryota, Metazoa, Chordata, Actinopteri, Cypriniformes, Nemacheilidae. The coding region runs from base 129 to 2084 and encodes 651 amino acids. The record is from RefSeq and is a predicted model, not a curated record. The transcript has a single exon. Gene Ontology annotation, molecular function: phosphatidylinositol-4,5-bisphosphate binding; beta-catenin binding.